GUUCUCGGAGAACGCGGCAGUUCCACGACUCUUCUCCCAAACUUCCUGAAGUCUUUUCCCCAAACUGCGUGGAUUUCUUUUAUCCUAGUGUUUUUGUUCUCGUUUCAAGGAAGACAAAAACCGCCCGGUUGGAUUAAAAACGUGUCAAGGAAUAAUUUGUUUUGUCGUUAAAUGUGUCAGGCAGCAGCUGACGUCCUCAUGCCCUGCCCUGUGACUCCUACUUGGCCUGCUGAGCCCAUCAUAGGUGCUUGUGUGUCUGUUGUGGGCUGUAGCGACUGAGCGCUGGUGUCGGCCCCUGCUGGUGCCGGUGGAGGCGGGUGGUCAGAGGGCCCAGAGCCCCGGAAGCAGGCGGAGGGGCCUGUCCUGUCGCAGCCACACGAAGAUGAACAAACUGAACUUCCACAACAACAAAACCAUGCAGGACCGUCGCUGUGUCUGUGUUUUUCUGCCCAAUGAUGACACACUCAAUGUCAUAGUCAAUGUGAAGACUUUGUGCCAGGAACUGUUGGUCCAGGUGUGUGACCUUCUGAGGCUGAAGGAUUGUCACCUGUUUGGUCUCAGCGUCAUUCAGAAUAAUGAACACAUCUAUAUGGAGCUGGAUCAGAAACUGUCCAAGUACUGUCCCAAAGAAUGGAAGCGAGAAGCCAGCAAGGGAAUCGACCAGUUUGGUCCUCCUAUGAUCAUUCACUUCAGAGCCCAGUAUUACGUGGAGAACGGAAGAUUAAUCAGUGACCGUGUAGCCAGGUACUACUACUACUGGCACCUGAGGAAACAGGUGCUGCUCUCUCAGUGUAUCCAGAGAGAGGAGGCCUACUUCCUCCUGGCAGCGUUCGCCCUGCAGGCCGACCUCGGCAACUUCAAGCGCAACAAGCACUUUGGGAAGUACUUUGAACCGGAAGCCUACUUCCCUCCGUGGGUGAUCACUAAACGUGGUCGUGAGUACAUCCUGAGGCACAUCCCGAACAUGCACAAGGACCAGUUUGCUCUCACAGCUUCAGAGGCUCACCUCAAAUACAUCAAGGAGUGUGCACAGCUCGAUGAUGUCACUGUCCACUACUACAGGCUCUACAAGGACAAGAAAGAAGUAGAGGCGUCUCUCACGUUAGGACUGACUUUACGUGGAAUUCAAAUAUUCCAGAACGUCGGCUCAGUGAGGCAGCUGCUGUACGACUUCCCCUGGACCAACGUGGGCAAACUGGUCUUCGUGGGGAAGAAGUUCGAAAUCCUCCCCGAUGGACUCCCCUCGGCCCGCAAACUCAUCUACUACACGGGUUGUCCGAUACGCUCCCGCCACCUCCUGCAGCUGCUCAGCAACAGCCACCGGCUCUACAUGAACCUGCAGCCUGUUCUCAAACAAGUCCGUCGACUGGAAGAAAACGAAGGAAUCAUUGUGGUGGGUAAAGGUGAGGAGAUUGGGGGCCGUCUCCACUCCCCCUUACUGUCCGGUAACAGGAAACCAGCCUUGCAAGAUCAGGGCUGCCUGAUCUUGCAGUCGAUGGUUGCCUGUUCCAUCGGCAUGGACAUGGCUCCAUGA
Messenger RNA from Solea senegalensis (Senegalese sole), 1534 nucleotides. RefSeq names its product FERM domain-containing protein 6. The record is from RefSeq and is a predicted model, not a curated record. The transcript is spliced from 12 exons. Gene Ontology annotation, biological process: positive regulation of hippo signaling. Gene Ontology annotation, cellular component: cytoplasmic side of apical plasma membrane; cytoskeleton. Bases 383 to 1534 code for a protein of 383 amino acids. Lineage: Eukaryota; Metazoa; Chordata; Actinopteri; Pleuronectiformes; Soleidae.